AUGGCCCCAGGGCCUGCCAGUGGCACUCCCGCCGUUCCCUCCCGAAACGCCCUUCGAGUCCUUCGAAAGCUCGCUCUGGCAGGGUCAACUGUUGGCAGUUUUUGCACAGUUGCCGCUAUCACAUACGAUGUCCACAGACGAGUGAGCGUUGCUGAGCGCAUUGUCGAGAACAAGCGAGCCCUUCAGACAUCUGCGCCACGGUAUGAUGCGACGUCUGCGGCCAGGCGACUUUCACGUAUGAUGGAUGCAGCGGAAGCAGGUGAAUUCCGAGGAUUAGAGGCAUGGAAAGAGGAGGAGAGGAAAUUCAGGAGAUCUCAACGGUCACCAGCGGAUUACGGUACAGAGCAGUCUUUGGUCGAACCUCCCUUUGCCCCUCCGGUAAACAGAUCUGCGAGCCCAUUCGCAGCUGGACCAACGUUUGAUUCUUCAUUAUCGAUUGAGACGACAGAACUUUCUAGGGAACCCGGGCAGGGGCAAAGAAUACGAGAAGGGCCGAUUAGGACCGACUUUCUCCCUCCUUCCCCAGCUUUACCAGUUCAUACACGAGCGAAAUAUGUCAUUCUCCAAGCGAACCAGAGAGCAGAGGAUACGCCUAGCGGGGAUGAUAUAGAAUCGCCUCCUCGGAAGCACGACUCUGUUGAGGCACAAAUCCAGGAUCUUCUCGACCGCCAUCGGUAUAUAGAUGCCGCACAAGUAUUCCUCGAUUCGCAUCCAGCUUCGCACCAAGGGAUAGCAAGAGACAAAAGGGACCUUGCAGUCCAAGCUUUUUAUCUAAAUUGCCGAGAAAACAACGUGUUCAUCGCCCGGAGCGUUUUCGAACGACUAGAACAAGUGGACCACGUAUCAACUGGAAUGUGGAAGAUUUUAAUGGUUGCACUUGCAAAGAACGGCUGUGUGGAAUCUGCCGCAACUCUUUACAUGCGUUUCAGGGGAAAAGUCACUGUUCCACCCGCUUUGGUAGAACUCGUCCUCCGGUGCUUGCUUGAAUCCCAUCGGCUUACAAGCGCGAAAUGGUUCCUGAUGAGGAACUUGGCACUGGACCGGGAAUGUGGACUAUGCGGAUUAUAUCUCAGCAACUUGUGGAAGAAAACCAGGAGUAUUGAGCUCAUCAACGGCCAAUUUACGAAAUUGCUGAUGAUGGUUCGCCGCAUGAACAAGAACCCUACCGAGAAACUUUUCAACCCAGUCAUCAAAGCAUACGUGGAGUUUGGCAGAACAGCCGAUGCUGAAGCUUUACUACAGCAGAUGAUCACCAAUUAUGGAAUUCAACCUAGUUGUCGGACAAAGGGCCUUUUGGUAUUCAGCAAAGCUCUAAGCUGUGAUUGGGUAGCCGUGGACAAUGGCCUUGAAGAAAUGCAUCAACUUGGUAUGACUGCAAAGAAGAACGAUUUCCUUGGAAUCUUUGACCGUAUCUUCCUCGAAUACUGGGUCUCCCACACCGCCCUUGAGAUCCGGGAGUUUCUUUAUCGUUAUAUCGACAAGUUCGACAUCGUUCCAGACAAAGUUCUGUACAAGCAUAUUUUGGAGGCAAUCGUCGAAAAGGGCGACGAAGCUAUGCUCGCCGAGUUCCUAGACAUGGCACGCCAACGGAGAUGGCAGGUCAAUGUCAACGGUGAAGAGUUCCUAGACAUGCUACGCACUCGUCGACUAGAACUUGAAGAGUCGCCCAUGGGAUUCUGGCAGAUGCUACACGCCGCGCGAGCCGACCGUUCGCGGGCUGCUGCUUCACGACAAAUCCUUGGCUUCGAUCAGCGCUCGUUCCCAAUGGAUGCUGUCAAUGCAAUGCCCAAGUCAAAGGAGCCCAUGACAUGGUAUACCCGAACGCUCAAGGAAUUAACACCAUCGAAACCCGUGGAUCAGUAUCAGAAGGUCAACAAGCAGAUGAUGCACUUCAUGCAUGCUGGGAAAAUGGGAGAUGCCCUGAUGUGCUUCCGCAAUGCGAAAAACGCUGGCUUCGAAUUCAAAGUGCAGCACAUUGAGCUGGCCGCAAUUGCAACAAUACUUGAAGACGGCAUAAAUGCGGCCAACGCUCUUAUCAAAGCUCAAUGGGGCACUGAACGUGCUGGACUCCCCAUGUUUUUCCGCCAGCUUGAGGCCAUAGACCCGUCGGCCGAAGUGGAAAUCAUCAAGACAGCGAUCUUCCGCUUCUACAAAAUAUGCUGGUCGUCGACACAGUUUCUGGUGAAGCAUCAUAUCACCGCCUCCACGACUCACCGCCUGAUACUAGCAAACCGACCGGAGGUGGCUCUCGAGGUGCUAGUGGCCGUCUACACAUCACGAUACGGGCGUCGCUUAGGUUUUGAUGGGGUAUGCAUGAAGAUAUUUCUCCGGGCGUUUGCCGCGGUGAAUGAUUUAGCGGGAGUGCGGUGGUGCAUUCUAACCGCCCUAGCCCGAGGCAGCGCCGCGAACCGAGAAUUUAUCGUCGAAGUCCAUCGAGUCCUUGGAGUGCUAAGACGCGAGACCCAAGCCAACAGCUUGUCUCCGGAGCAGACCAAAAGGAGAAAGGACCAGCUGAGAUUCCUUGGAUUUGUGGCCGAUCGUCUGGAGAAGAAGUACAAUGGAAACCCGGAGUUUGCAAUGCUCCAGGGUAAUCCCGCAGCUAAGAAGCAUAUGCGAUUCUCACAACAACGGCCGUUGAACAGGCAGACGAUAUGGAAGCAACAAUCAACACUCGGGACGCUAGUUGAAAGGUGGGACGAGGAGUACGAGCUGGAGAAGGUGCUGGGCCGCAUUGACAACGACGAUAAGGCGGUUCUUGCGCGAUGGAACGAAGAGGCAUGCCUUCGCUUGGAGUAUGCGGACGAUCAACUUGUAUAG
Molecule: messenger RNA, 2817 nt
Organism: Aspergillus calidoustus
Lineage: Eukaryota; Fungi; Ascomycota; Eurotiomycetes; Eurotiales; Aspergillaceae
Source: the annotation of a GenBank genome assembly